This is a messenger RNA of Hydatigera taeniaeformis, 372 nucleotides long. Lineage: Eukaryota; Metazoa; Platyhelminthes; Cestoda; Cyclophyllidea; Taeniidae. The record is from the annotation of a GenBank genome assembly.
AUGCAAUCAGCAUCAACCCUCAUCUGCCUGUGCCUCCUCCUCGCUGUCGCAUCGUAUCCUGUCUUUGCCGCUGCAGCGAUUGUGGAAAACGCGAGAGCAGAGGAAAAGAAAGAGGAGGAAGACGAGGGCGUUCUGAAGUUGGCGUCAGAGCUGUCCGAUGUGAGUGAGGCCAAAGAAAGUGACGAUGUGGUGCCAGACGUGUUUGAGAUGGAGCGACUUAGCGUACCCAACGAGGUUGAAGAGGACGCAGAUGUUCUCGUGCCAGCAAGGCCGCGACGUCGAUGGAGAAGAAUCAACUGUGGUCCUCCUUACGGAAGCCGACGACGAAGGCGCCACCCACGUCCAAUCUAUCAGCCUCGUUUACCCUAUUGA